Molecule: messenger RNA, 5912 nt
Organism: Geodia barretti
Lineage: Eukaryota; Metazoa; Porifera; Demospongiae; Tetractinellida; Geodiidae
Source: the annotation of a GenBank genome assembly
ACAGCCCUCCUCGGCGGCCUCCUUCCCCCCCUCACUGGGACACACUCUCUCUCAGAUGGUCGGUCCAGUCGAUUGGUCUGCGGGUCCAGAUAGUCGAGGGGACACGCAGCCAGACUCUCUACCCCCACUGGGUGCUGGACAGGCAGCACUCUGACGCCGUCAUCAACUUCCUCAUUAGAAUUGCCUGUCAGGUGAGUGAUUCCCAGUCUCAGUCACUCCCUGGUUCCAGCCCAGCCUCCUCGGGGGAGAUCCUGUCCAAGAGGUGUGUCUCUCUCAUCAAGACAACCCUCAAACCAGACAUCUGGCCUCACAUUGACAUCAAGUUGCCCUGGUUCAGCAAGCUAUUCGAAGGCCUGAGCACCGUAGACCCGGUCUCUCCUGCUGCCACAUCUCUCUACUACAACAUCUGCACAGCUCUCGAUUUGCUGACCUUCCUCCUGACCGUCCUCCCUCGUCCCAACACUCUUGGCUGGAUUCAAGGCUCUCAGCAAAGGAUUCACUAUCUGUAUGACCUGCGGGAACACCAAGGUGGUUCGUUUUCUCGUCCUCCUCCUCUCCCGGCUGAUGGCCAUGUUCCCGACAGAGCCAGCCUCCGCGGCCCUCGCCUCCAAACUAGAGGAGCUGGAGCCCCUCUAUGCCAGCGUCGUCCGAGUCGUGAAUGAAGGUCUGACCAACUUCGAGAAGGCCACCACUCUCAACACCUCUUCACUCCACUGUGUUCUGAUGGUUCUGAAGGCAGCAUGUAGCAACGACCCUUGCUACAUUGACAGGUUUCAGACGGUGUUCAUGAAGGUGAUCAACAAGCUGCACAAGGAGUACAUCACCUCCUCGGGGCCGGCCCCAGACUCCCAGCCCCUCUCUGAACUCCUGCAGAUCUGUCUGGAGCUGGUCAAGGGCAGAGUGACUGGCAUGCCACAGGAGGCCAGGAAAGGCCUCUUCACAAUUCUCACCAGUCUCAUCGAGAAGGCCCCGGAUGUGAAGAUUCUCAAGACACUGACAAGGAUAGUUGACGAGUGGGUGCGGUCUCGACUCGAGGUACCCCUCUACUCCCUCCCCUCGCUGCGAGAGAUCUCUCUCCUUGUCACUCGCAUGAUGGUGUUCCUUGAGAAGAGAUUUCCGGACGACUCGGAACUCAUCUCACAGUUCCUGGAGAUUGUACUCCACAUUUACAAGAGUGACUCUCUGAGUCAAACUGAGCUGACGACUAAGCUGGAGCCGGCAUUCCUGUCUGGCCUGCGGUGCUCCGACGUCCAGUUGAGGGGAAGGUUCUUUGCGGUCUACAACAAGUCCAUCCAGAAGAGGCUGUUUGAUCGCCUCCUCUACAUCAUGUGCUCUCAGAACUGGGAACAUUGUGGCACUUUCUUCUGGAUCAAACACUGCCUGGAGCUGCUGCUGUCUGUGACGGCACUGGAUCAGCCGGUGACCUCUGCACCCCAGACACCGCAGCUGCCCAGCGUGGCCUCGGUCGGCCCGGCUCAGACCUCUCUCACUCACGACGUCCCCGAGCCUCCCGCCAUCUCAAGCCAACUCCCCGAGGAGCUGAUGGAGGGAGGGAUGGAUGUUGAUAGAGGAGACAGCGGAGGCUGGGGCGCUCAGUCGGCUCUCCAGCAAGCUAUCCCAGUUCCUGUCUGAGCUGAAAUCGGUGCGGUCCCGCCAGUUCCUCCUCUCCCUGGCGCAGCUGUGCUACUCCGACACCUCGCUGGCUUACGAGACGUGGGUGACCCUCUUCCCCCGACUCUGGGCCUGCCUCUCUGAUCACCAGAGACAAGCUCUAUCAGGGGAGGUAUCUCCGUUCAUGUGCAGCGGGGCCCACGUGACGCAGAUUGACUCCCACCCCAGUCCUGUCGGAGCCUUCCUGGAGGGGGCCCUCCUCUGUAAACCACAGCCCCCUGUCAGGUCCUGCGUUCUUCAGUAUUUAUCCAAGACACACAACUACUGGCACGGAGGUGCUCUCCUAUUAGAAGACCGAGCACAGCCGCAACUGGGAAAACCAAACGAAGCCAAGCAACCUCCGUCCUAUGAUGGCAACUACUCUGACCAACUCCUGGACCCAUUCAGACAGGAGACGCUGGACUCUCUGUCAGACGUGUAUGCCUCUCUGAAUGAGGAGGACUUGUGGGCGGGGCUCUGGACCCUCCGCUGCCAGUUCCCACAGACUGUCACCGCCAUUGCCUUCGAGAGCCAGGGACUCUUUGAGCAGGCGCAGCAGUCGUACGAGAGUGCUAUCAAGCAGGCCAAAGACCUCCACGACACAGCGGCCGCUCCUCCGUCGGUCAUCUCAGAGUACGAGGUGUGGGAGGCCAACUGGUGUCGCUGUGCCCAGGAACUGGGCCAGUGGGAGACACUCAGUGACUUUGGCAGGAGCCAGAACGGUGCCAACCCCUUCCUUGUAUUGGAGAAUGCAUGGAGGAUCCAGGACUGGAUAGCCAUGAAAGAGGCGUCGACGCAGGCCGAGCCAAUCUGCUCGGAGGCCUACAGCUCCAAACUGAACCUCCUGAGAGGGUUCCUGGCGCUCUGCUAUCCUGACGAACAGCGGCUGAGUGCCGUGGAGAAGCUGAUCGAAGCGGCCAGUAUUCAGAGUAUCAAACAGUGGAGGAGGUUCCCUAAGAUAGUGGCCAGAGCUCACGUCCCUCUGCUGCAGUUGUCCCAGCAGAUCAUGGAGCUGCAGGAGGCUCACACGGUCCACAAUGGCCUCCAGAUGGGAGGUCUGACCAGACAAAACUUCCACACUGACGUCAAAACCAUCUUCAAGACAUGGAAGAACCGACUGCCCACCUGUUCAGACGACCUGAGCCACUGGAGUGACAUCUUCUGCUGGAGACAGCUCCACUACAAACAUCUGGUGAAGGCCUACGAAAACAGCCCGAAUACUGAACAGAAUAACCAUGCGAUGGUGGUAGUACAUCACUCAGCGACGGCAAUCAUAGAGUACGCCAAGAUAGCCCGCAAGCAGCAUCUCCACUCUGUGUGUCUGGAUUCUCUGAGCAAGAUACACAGCAUCCCCAGUGUACCUGUCCUCGACUGCUUCCAGAAAAUCAGACAACAGGUGAAGUGCUACAUUCAGAUGUCAGGAGUAAUGGAAACGUCGGAACUACAAGAUGCUCUGGAGGUCAUAGAGAGCACUAACCUCAAGUACUUCACUAAAGAGAUGAUCGCUGAGUUCAUGGCACUCAAAGGAAACUUCUUGGCCCACAUUGGCAGGUCAGAGGAUGCUAACAGGUCAUUCAGUGCCGCCGUCCAGCUCCAUGACAGUCUAGUCAAGGCCUGGGCUCUCUGGGGUGACUACCUUGACCAACUCUUCACUUCGGACAGGAACCUGACGCUGGCUGUGUCUGCCCUGACGUGUUUCCUCCAUGCCUGUCGGAACCAGGGAGAGGGCAAGUCGCGGAAAUACCUGGCCAGAAUCAUCUGGAUGCUCACCUUCGAUGAUGAAAAGAGCACACUGGCCGAGACUGUGGAGAAAUACUACAUUGGAAUAUCGCCAGUUCUCUGGCUACCCUGGAUUCCUCAGUUACUCACCUGCCUGGUUCGCAAGGAAGGUGGCCACAUCCUGAACUUGCUGUGUGGCGUGGGAAAAGCCUACCCUCAAGCGGUCUACUUCCCCAUCAGAACACUCUACCUCACCCUCAAGAUGGAACAGAGAGAGAAACACAAGGCAGAUCAGCAGUCCAAGGCGUCGACUCCGACCGCUACCACAGCCGGAGAGUCUUCCUCUCAACACGGAGUAGGAGGAGGAGAGGGAGGAGGACAGGCGGAGCCUAUGGACACCACUCUCUCCACUGGAAAUGGAGCACAGGGGGUUAAAAUACAUUCUGGACCUGAUUUGUCCCUGGCAAAGCAGCUGAACCAGGUGCAGCUACUGCAGGCCAAAAUCACCGCCAUCACAUCUCAACUGCAGCUCAAGACUGGCCCCGCCCCGAAUGCCACACCCACCACUCAGCCUCAUGACCCAGCCACAGGAGUCCCGGCGUCCUCUUCUUCCUCGGUUUCCACUCCGUCAACCCAGGCCAGUGGAGGAGGAGGAGGAGGAGGGGAGUCGAUUCCAAUCAGAGCUCCAGCCUCUCUGUGGAGAUGCAGUAGGAUCAUGCACCUGCUGAGGGACCUCCACCCCACUCUCCUCUCAGCUCUGGAGGGAAUAGUAGACCAGAUGGUGUGGUUCAGGGAGAACUGGUAUGAGGAGCUCCUGAGGCAGUUGAACGAAGGUCUCAUCAUGUGUCAGGCUGCAGCCUUUGCCAGCAGAGCUGAUGUGGCCAAUGCUCAGAUCCCACCAGAGAUGUUCCAGUUUGUCAAACGUCUCGUCAGCACAUUUGGCAUAGGUCUGGAACAGUCUGGCAGUGGUAGCAGCGGCACGGGAGGGGGAGGGGGUGGGGGGCCAAUGUCGCACGAGUCGCUGGCCAAAAGAGCCCAGGCAGCUGCUCAGGACCCUGCCUUCCAGAGACUCAAAGCUCAAUUCGCCUCCGAUUUUGACUUCAGUGCUCCAGGUGCAAAGAGACUCCACACACUCAUGGCCAAGCUAAAGAGAUGGAUCAAAAUACUUGAGCUCAAAACAAAGUCCCUCCAAAAGUCAUUUCUACUGGAGGAUCGCUGUCGGUUCCUCAGCAAUUUCUCCCUGGCCACGGCUGACAUGGACAUCCCUGGAGAGUACCUGAUGCCAAAAACCAUGCCUUACUAUGUCCGUAUCGCCAGGUUCAUGCCUCGCGUGGAGAUAGUUCAGAGACACCACUCCACUGUUAGGAGACUCUAUAUACAGGGCGACAAUGGGAAGAUAUAUCCCUACUUGGUGGUGAAUGACACACAAGUGUCACGCUGUAGAUCAGAGGAGAGAGUGCUGCAGCUACUAGCCAUGAUCAACCUCUACCUCAACAAGAACAAAGAGACGAGUCGGCGCUACCUGCAGUUCGCGGUGCCCCGACUGGUGGCAGUGGCUCCUCAGAUGAGACUGGUUGAGGACAACACCAGCAACAUCUCCCUCACCGACAUCUUCAAACAGUACUGUGGCUCAGCUAACCAGGAGUGGGACUCACCGAUGGUACAGUACUACGAGAGACUGGCCCUCCUGCAAAGCCAAGGAGAGAGCAUCACUCCCGAGACGUUGCAGACUCUGUUCUCUCAGAUCCAGACAUCGCAUGCUCCCCAGACCCUGCUCAGGGAGUGGGGAGAGAAGUCCUACGCCACUUCCACUGACUUCUGGACAUUCAGAAUGCAGUUCACCAAGCACCUGGCUCUGUGUGGGAUGGCAGAGUUUGUGUUCCAUCUCACCAGACUGGAGCCGGACCUCCUCUACAUUGUCCGCAGCACUGGCUGUCUCACUCAGGCCUUCCUCACCUUCGACAUCAACAAGAAAGGUGAAUUGGAUGCGAAUCGCUCAGUUCCGUUCCGUUUGACUCCAGCCAUCCAGCACCUCGUCUCACCCAUCGGCAUAGCGGGCCCUAUGCACAUGAGCAUGGUGGCCUUUGCCAGGUGUUUAGUUCAGGCCAAUCACAGUCUGCCCAGCAUCCUGCAGGCCGUCCUCAGAGAUCAGUUUAUCACCUGGCAGAAGAAACAACAAGAAGAGCAGUCAAACACUUUGGUCAGCACUGCAGACAUUGACAAUGAAACAAUCAUCUCAUUAGUCACAGGGGCAGUCAGUGCAAUCCUCACUCGUCUUCACAAUUUGGCAGAGUUUGAAGACGGAUCUUCAAAAGUCUCAACCUUCAUUUCAGAGGCUGGGAACAUCAGAAACCUCUGCCGUAUGGACCCAGCCUGGAACCCCUGGCUAUAGGUAUCAAAUACUUUUCUUCCCACCACUACUCACUGACUUAGUUUAGUGAUGUUAUCUUUAUUGCACUGUAUAUACGUACGUAAUGCACUGUUUCUGAAUGUAUUGUGAUGUAAUGUAAAGUGCAAGUUUUGGCAUUCAUCUGUGAUUGGUG